AUGGGGAAAAAAGUGUCACCGUCUAUGCGAGUAUGUUCACGUCAUUUUACUGAACAUGAUUAUAUUCCUUCUGAUGAGCAAACAGCAACAAUAUCUAGUGAUAACAAUUAUAAUGAUAAUCUACAAAGCUUUGAGGACUCAAAUAAUGUAACUGAGCAAAGAAGUGAUAAAGAAAAAUCAAGAGAAAAAGUAACAGCAGAAGAAGAAAUAGAAGAAGAAAAAGAAGAAGACUUGGGCCUUCAAAAUGAUCAAUUAUCUGGCAUAGAACAAGCAGUGAAAACUUUUGACUGUGGUAUUCAGUCCGUUAUCGACAAAAUUGUACAAAAUCUGAGCGAAAUUGGUAUAAAUAUUGGUGAUAAAAUCAUUUUUCCACGACUAUCUUCAGUUAUUUUAACUGAAAAUUCAGAAAACAAUUCUCUCUGCUCGCCUAGAAAAAAAACAGUAACUGAAAAUAAUUUAACAUUGAUUAAGGUGAUAGAAAAGUUUGAAUUGUGUACAAAACGUAAUAUUGAAAUGAGUGUAAAAAAGUUUAACGAUGUUGGAACUCAAGUGCGUACAGAUAAUUUUAUUCCAAAAUUUUCAGAGUUUAUUUCAAAUGAUCAUGAACUUAGUACUUUAACAGGAAUUCCAAAUUUUUGUUUAUUGUAUACGAUAAAGAAAUUAGUAGAUAAACAAAGACCUCCAACAUCACAUUCUAAUGCAAAAUUAGAUUCAUUGGAAGUUAUCAUAAUGACGUUUAUGAAGUUAAAACAAAAUAUGUCAUAUGCUCUUCUAGCUAUUUUGUUUAAAUCGUAUACUCCAGAGACUUGUAAAGAUCGAAUUUUUCAUAUGAUUGAUAUUUUAUACAAAUGUUUAAAGCCAGCUAUAUUAUGGCCUAGCAAAGAGAAUAUUCUUAAAAAUAUUCCUCUUGAUUUUGUAGGAUUUGAGAAUGUUCGUGCUGUGAUUGAUUGCACAGAAAUUCUAAUUCAAAGACCAAAAAAUUUAUGCUGCCAAAUUGUAACUUAUUCUCGUUACAAAAGUUCUUACACUGUUAAAUUUAUGACUGCUGUCACGCCUGCUGGAUUAAUUUCUUUUAUUAGUAAGCCUUACGGUGGUCGGGCUUCUGAUAAUGCUGUGUUUGAGCAAAGUGAAAUUAUUAAAAAAUUUGACAAAAAGGAUGCUGUGAUGACUGAUCGGGGUUUUACUGUUGAUGAUUUAUGCCAAAAAAAUGACGUGAAACUUAUUUCACCGCCUUUUCUUAAGGAUAAAAAACAAUUUUCGAAAAUGGAAGCCAUGAACGGUCGCAAAAUAGCAAAAGCUCGUGUACAUGUGGAACGGAGUAACCAGCGGAUCAAAAUUUUUGAAAUACUAUCGUCGAAAAUGCCUAUUGGUCUUGUGCAUAAAAUUGAAGAAAUUUUUACUAUAAUUUGUGCCAUUGUAAAUUUAAGUCAACCUAUUCUGAAAGAUGAAAAAUUCAUUCAGGAUUAA
Molecule: messenger RNA, 1467 nt
Organism: Cotesia glomerata
Lineage: Eukaryota; Metazoa; Arthropoda; Insecta; Hymenoptera; Braconidae
Exons: 2
Coding region: 1-1467 (488 amino acids)
Source: RefSeq, a predicted model, not a curated record